Ogataea philodendri is the source of this 699-nucleotide messenger RNA. RefSeq lists its product as uncharacterized. Bases 1 to 699 code for a protein of 232 amino acids. Gene Ontology annotation, cellular component: intracellular anatomical structure. The record is from RefSeq and is a predicted model, not a curated record. NCBI's taxonomy places the organism in Eukaryota, Fungi, Ascomycota, Pichiomycetes, Pichiales, Pichiaceae. The transcript has a single exon.
AUGUAUGCUUCUGCCACUAUCGAUUCAAUUGCGGGCUCUGCGCCAAUUAGAAAGCCACAGUACGAGCAGAGACAGCUGAACACUCCGUCCGAGGAUCUCCAACAGCUAAUCAAAAGUCUGGGCCUUCUGAAACACCAGGAAGGCGGAUAUUUCAACGAGACCGAUCGGUCCUCGCUCUUCAUGGAAAGUCCUUAUUAUCCAGGCCAUAACGACGGAUCAAAGACCAAGCCAUUGCGUCUUGGAGGAUCCGAGGAGCCAGAUCUACCAAAUCCGGAAGACAACACCAAAAAGAUUGCUCCCUUGAGAAAUACGUCUACACUUAUCCAUUAUCUGCUGACCUGCGAUGCGUUUAUGGGCAGAUUCCAUAGGAACAACUCGCGGAUCAUUCAUAUUCUGCAAAAGGGCCGCGGCCAGUACGUACUGGUGUAUCCGGACGGGACCGUGAAGUCCUUUAUUGUUGGUUUUGACGUGGCCAGGGGCGAGGUGACCCAAUGGGUGGUGCCAGGAGGUGUUUAUAAGGCAUCUUUCCUGCUACCAUUGGACGGAGAAGAGUCCGAAAAGGACCACUUGCUGAUCAGCGAGGUUGUUGUUCCUGGGUUUGAAUACGAUGACCACCGGUUUAUGGAGAGCUACGAUGAGUUGCACGCGCUCGUUGGUGACAGAGCAGACUCGUUGAAAUGGCUACUGGAAGCCAAAUAG